UUACCAGCUGCUCCCUGAGGAAUUCCACUCCACAGCCAGCGUUCCCAGACACGCUCCCGCCCACCAUUCCGUGAAAUCCUUCUACUCCAAGUCGGGCAGCUUUAUCUCCAUCGGCAAGGUCGGCAGCGAGAUGCCGUGCGAUUCCCAGCUGGACCUGCCCGUCAACUACGUGUUCCAGAAUCUUCCGCAGGGAGCUCCUCUCCAUCUCGACCUCUUCCACCUGGUCAUGGCGAAAGGGAAGAUCAUCAGCCUGGAGAGCACCCCCCUCAUCGUCGGGGGGACGCACGGCCCACAGGGGGCUCUGACGCUGCCACUACGCCUGCCCGCCCUCCUGGCUCCCACUGCCCGGCUCCUGGUCUUCACCGCCCUGCCCAGUGGUGAGAUGGUGGCCCACUCCACACACAUACACAUGGACAAGUGCUUCCGCAACAAGGUGCAGCUGAGUUUCUCCGUGCCGGAGGAGUUGCCGGGCAGACAGGUCUCGCUGCACGUCGACGCCGCCCCAGGCUCCCUCUGCGGUCUCCGCAUCGUCGACCACAGUGUGCUGCUCCUCAAACCCGAGAGGGAGCUCACGGCACAAAGUGUCUACUCCUUGCUGCCGGUCACUGAUCUGAACGACUACCCCUACUCAGUGCGUGACUAUGACUCUCACAACUGUGUUCCUGAGACUGACGAUUCACUGCUCUCACUGGACGACAAGAACUCGGUCACUGACGUGGCUCAGUUGCUGCAGGACCUAGGCCUGAAGGUCUUCACGGACCUGGACUACCAGGUACCCCUCAACUGUGAAACGCGGAGAGGAGUAGCCUAUGCGGGAUUUGGGGGAAGACAAGGAACGCCACAACUUGAUGAGACCGUCAUGUACAUGGUGGAGUCAGGAGUGGCGAUAGAUUCCACGGGGCCCAGGCAGCUCCAGGUCCGCCAGUACUUCCCCGAGACUUGGCGCUGGGACCUGAUUCCAGUCGGGCCAGAGGGCCAGGCCUCGGUGGAGCUGACGAUCCCGGACACCAUCACGGAGUGGAAGGGCAGCGUGUUCUGCAACGGGGAGACUGGCUUCGGCCUCUCGCCCAUCGCCUCCUUCACCACCUUCAAGCACUACUUCCUGGAGCUGGCCCUACCCUACGCCGUGGUCAGGAGCGAGGGUUUCACCCUCAAGGCCAAGCUCUUCAACUACCUGGCCCACAGCCUCAUGGUCAAGGUCACGUUGCAGGAAGCCCAGGGCUUUGAGCUGAAGUCGUCAGACAGCCAAAUUCAAGUGUGUGUCUUAUCUACAGACAGCGCCACUGUCAGCUGGAACCUUACAGCCACCGGGUUGGGUGAGAUAGUGACCGGGUCACACCUGUCUCUGCCCCCACCCCUGGGGCAGCGAGGGAAGGGAGGGAGUGCCUGGAUCUGUCCCCACCCCUGGGGCAGCGAAGGAAGGAGAGGGAGUGGCUGGAUCUGUCCCAGGUCCCUGUCCCCACCCAUGGGGCAGUGA
This is a messenger RNA of Amblyraja radiata (thorny skate), 1477 nucleotides long. Its product is annotated as alpha-2-macroglobulin-like protein 1. Lineage: Eukaryota; Metazoa; Chordata; Chondrichthyes; Rajiformes; Rajidae. The record is from RefSeq and is a predicted model, not a curated record. The transcript has 9 exons. Gene Ontology annotation, molecular function: endopeptidase inhibitor activity. The coding region runs from base 131 to 1477 and encodes 448 amino acids.